CGUGGUUGCGGUGGAAGUGUUUUGAGUUUGCCAUUAAAGCCAGAACACUGGAGGGGGAAGACAACCACGUCUACUUUCGCAACUUUCAAGGCCGUCAAAAACACACCUCGGCCCGAAAAACACAUAAUGAAACAGGCCUCUAAAUGAGCUCUGAAGACGGAGGAGUUGACGUGAGAGUGACUUUUUUUGAAGCUGGAGCUGCUUCCUCGUUCGACAGAGGGGUGAAACAUCUCAACAUCCUCACAAAGAAACUUUGCUUUGCUAGGCUGCUAACUCGAAAACGACCAAGUCAACAACAACAAAAAAGUAUCACUAGCGACGGCGCUUGCACAAUAAAACGUUUAUAUGUCGAGCUGAGUGACGUUAACUUCUUUAAUUCACUGUGAAAGUGUUAUGUGUGCGGUUCAGGGGAGAAGUUUGUAACGGUUUCGAGUAAUCAUCAUCAUCACUACAGGAGGAAGAGCUGCAGUGGGUAACUUUAGCCAAGCUACGAGCAGCAGCCCAACUCAUACAUCUGAAGCUGGGCUGCCAGUUUUUAGGUGAUUAGUUCAAGCUGGUUCCCGCAGACAUGUCCGGCCGAAGUGGAGCUGGACAUCCCCGGCCUGGCUCUCUGGGUCCGCAGCCCCUCAAGGCGACUGUUCCCUUCAGGCUGGCCAGCAAACCGCGACCGAACCGGAGGGAUGGGAAGUCAGCUGGAAAGCCCAGGCUGCACCAGCUGAGCUCGGGGAUGAGACGGACGAUGUCGCUGGACGCCAUCAUCGGGCCGUACCUGCAGGGACACUGGCCGAAAGAACCCGAAGUCCACUGCGGUCCGUCCUGCAAAGACAAAUCAACCCAGACUCCGGACUCAUGGGUGGAGAAGUCCAGGAGCAGGCGAGCUAGCACCAGCGGCAGCCACAGACGCUCGGCAUCGUGGGGCAGCACUGAGCAUCUUCGAGAAAUUGUCAAACUGAAACAACAACUGCAGCAGGGCAGCAAACCUGUGGCCUCUGGGGUGCAUGACAAAGAUCGUCAGUGUUGUUAUCCUCAUGGGAGCUGCAGCCUAGGAGCAACUCAGACCCAGCCGGUUCCCAUCCCCCUCUCCCCUCUGUCUACUCUGGUUCCCCGCCUGCGCUGCAGCGUGGAGGGCCUCAACCAGGAGCUGGAGGGCAUGUUCAUCAGCCAGUCUCCUCCCCCACAGCACAGGCUGCUUGAAGUUCCAGACGGUCACCGCGCUCCGGUGCCUCUGCACAGCUGCAGCAGCGGUUCGCAGAGCGACCGCGCCACCACACCCCUCUCCUCCUCCUCUAACUGCUCCUCUCCCUGCGCUUCGCCUCCAUCUAAUGCUCUAGAUGCUCCCCUGGACCCUCACCAAGGCUCAGUAGAGAAGUGUCCGCUGUCUCCAGUGUCCUCCCACAGUGAGGCCGAGCUCAACCAGCCACCACAAAUCUCCUCCUCUCCAGGACUCAACAAAAGCUUCUGCUUCCAGCGAGAACCUCCAGAGGGCUGCGAGAAGGUCCGAGUCUGGGAGGAGAUCAGUAUCCCACACCACCACAAGGAGGCCCCGGUCUCCUCCUGCCCUGACCCCAACAAGGUGAACUUCACGCCCCACGGCGGCUCGGCCUUCUGCCCCGUCAGCCUGCUGAAGCCCCUGUUCCCCUCCAUGGACCUGCUGAUCCGCAGCCUCACAGUCUCUCCCGUCGGGAACUGCUCCGGCCAGGGAACGCCGUCCGCUGGGAACCGCGGUGCCUCCCCGGAUCCGGCUGCCGCCUCCGCCGUGCUGGGAGACGCUUCGGGAGAGGCGCUCGCCUUCUGAUUGCAGCUGCAGCUCUUUUCUGUGAAAAUGAUGAUGCAAAUGUUUACCUGGACCAGGCAGGUGUGUUUGAACUGCUCUUCUUCUUUAGAUAUAAAAUAAUCUGAUUUAUGAGUAACUCUGGAGGAGGGCAGAUAAAUGAUGUGGUGGUGUAAAACACCCCUGGUGAAAUUUUAGGUGUUUUUCCUGAUAAAUCAACUCUUUCCACCUUUUAUUGUGACUUCUUCUCUUAGUCCAAUGCACUUUCAGUCAAAUUUAACUCUAAUUUUAAUCCAAAUUCAUUCAUUUUGUUUGUAAAUCUACAUUUAAGCCCCAUAUUAUUAUUAUUUCCUGACAUAUUUGAAUUUAAAUCUGACCUUAAACCAAAAAGUUAUUUCUGAAGAUAAAACUGUAAAAUGAGCUGUAUUUAUUUACAUUUUCAUUAAAAAUUGUGUUGCAAAUUACUUAUAUCCUUCUCAGUAAUCGGUUUGAGAGUCUUGGCUCCGUCUGGCUGAGCUUCACAAACAUUCAAAUUACAUCCACAUCCCAGUAAAAUUAAAAUAAUAUAAUAAUUUGAUGCAAUAAUUUUGUGCUUAACUGUAUGUUUGGACUUCUAAUUUUUAUUUUCUAGCAGAAAUCCUGAAGGUUUUGCAUAAAAAUUCAUGAAAGUUGUCAGAAAUGUAUCCACUGUUAUCAAAAAAAUUAAACCAAACCCACAGGAUAAUGAUG
This is a messenger RNA of Poecilia latipinna (sailfin molly), 2500 nucleotides long. RefSeq names its product glucocorticoid-induced transcript 1 protein-like. The transcript is spliced from 8 exons. The coding region runs from base 569 to 1795 and encodes 408 amino acids. NCBI's taxonomy places the organism in Eukaryota, Metazoa, Chordata, Actinopteri, Cyprinodontiformes, Poeciliidae. The record is from RefSeq and is a predicted model, not a curated record.